Molecule: messenger RNA, 1088 nt
Organism: Mercurialis annua (annual mercury)
Lineage: Eukaryota; Viridiplantae; Streptophyta; Magnoliopsida; Malpighiales; Euphorbiaceae
Exons: 3
Coding region: 253-927 (224 amino acids)
Source: RefSeq, a predicted model, not a curated record
UUUUUUUUUCCUUUUCUUAAAGAAUUUAAAAAAAACAUAGCAAACCCAUUUUUCAGUCAUAAAACUGAAGGCUUCUUGUUCUUUCUUUUAGUUUCUUUGAAUACCCAAAUGAAAAAAAAAAAACUUCAAUUUUCAGUUUUUUCAUCAAUCUUUCAUACUUCAGUUGGGUUGUUCAUGUUCAUGCAAGAUUUCAAGAACUGCCACACAAGGUUAUUAUGAUUUAAUAGGUCGUUACUGAUUAUUGCAUUCUACAUGACAAUCUCAAGGCAGCAUGCCUCUUAUACAAUUGACAAAAGGAAGCCAUGGUAUCAAAGAGCUAUAGAGAUGGCUACUCAAUGGAAGACAAUUUCCAAGUCUCCUGAAAUUCCAUCAUCAACAAAUUCUACACUAUGGAAAAUUUCCAACCUUGAAGAGAUUUCUUCAACUAAUUCAACAUUGUGGAAAACCAUAUCCAAAUCCACCGAAAUUCCUCCGAUGGCAACAUCGACAGCAACGACGACAAACCCUAAUAGAGGCAAGCUAAGAAAAAGCACUUCUCUUAGGGUUGCUACUUCAUUUACUCGAGUAUGUCUUUGCGCACCGAUCUCUUCCUACAACGAGGUAUUUCGAGCCGAUGUUCCACCAAGAAGAAGCAAUAGUUACCCUAGGUCGAAACCCUUUCUUGCAACGCAAGAAAGAAUACCUAGCGCAAGACAUAGCACCGAAGGUAGAAAAGUUUUUCGGGGGAAAUCUUUGACGGAUGACGUUUUGAUGAAGCGAUUUGUUGUUGAGGAAGAAGCAAUGACGCAAAUUAGAAGGAGAAAUCAAAUGGAAGUUAUUAGGAAGAGAAAUUUGAUGAGAAGAAAAAAGCUUGGACCUAGCCCGCUUAGUAGAAUGGUAUUGGCCGAGGAGGAGGAGGAGGAGGAGGAGGAGGAGGAGAAUGUUUGAUUAGGAAGUUUGAAAAUCUAUUUGUGUUCAAACAGAAAAUUUUGUAAUUUUUCCUCUCUUUUUUCUUUUAUUAUUUAUUAAUUUAUAUUUUAUCCGCUAAAAAGUUUGUACUUAUUGCAGGCAAUCUCUGUCAUUAAUGUUAUAGACUAUUUUGAUGGUGA